AUGUACUGGCUUCCAGACCCAUUCAACGAGAAACCCUGUGGCCUUCUGUUCCGAGGAGAACAGAGGAGGCCCCUGAGCCAGGGCAGGGGGUGCUGGGCUGUCUUUGUGGCCGUGGGUGGGGAGGGGAUGGUACUCCUGAAGGCCACCUCAUCUGAAGAAGCAGCCCUUUCUCUGGAUGGACCGGGGCCUUCUGUAUCCCCUCAACCCUUGUCCUCCACACCCAGCCUGCUCCAGGAAAAGGUGCAGCCCUGGAAGAAGAGCUUGGGGGGAGGCCUGGGUGCAGGCACUCUUGCCAGAAGGAGGCUGGAGGAGGAGUUUCUGGUGAUUCUGCCCCUCCUCAGGGUUGGGGGGCACCUCCAGAGCCCCCACAGAAUGUACUGGGGCAUUUGGCUGGUGGACCAUCUGGAAACCUCUCCCCCUGGCUCACAAAAUGUCUCCAAACACUUUUCUGUGCAUGUGAAGUCACUCUGGAGAAGCACACCUCCUGUUUUUACCUGA
Molecule: messenger RNA, 498 nt
Organism: Rangifer tarandus platyrhynchus (Svalbard reindeer)
Lineage: Eukaryota; Metazoa; Chordata; Mammalia; Artiodactyla; Cervidae
Source: the annotation of a GenBank genome assembly